Messenger RNA from Verticillium alfalfae VaMs.102, 2169 nucleotides. RefSeq names its product Ku80. The record is from RefSeq and is a predicted model, not a curated record. The transcript is spliced from 7 exons. Lineage: Eukaryota; Fungi; Ascomycota; Sordariomycetes; Glomerellales; Plectosphaerellaceae. Gene Ontology annotation, cellular component: nucleus; Ku70:Ku80 complex. Gene Ontology annotation, biological process: cellular response to X-ray; cellular response to gamma radiation; double-strand break repair via nonhomologous end joining. Gene Ontology annotation, molecular function: damaged DNA binding; telomeric repeat DNA binding; double-stranded DNA binding. Bases 1 to 2169 code for a protein of 722 amino acids.
AUGGCCGACAAACAGGCUACUGUCUUCAUCGUCGACCUCGGCUCGUCAAUGGCCGACUGCCACAAUGGUCGCAUCGAAUCCGACCUCGACUGGAGUAUGCGCUAUGUCUGGGACAAGAUAUCAACCGUCGUUGCAGCCUCGCGUAAAACGUGGACCAUCGGUGUCGUCGGUCUUAAGACCGACGAGACGCGACACCUCCUCCAGGAUGAGGAAGGCUACGAGAACAUCUCUAUACUGCAGGAGAUUGGCCCCAUGUCCAUGCACUCGCUCAAAGAGCUGCAGGACGUCAUUGUGCCCUCUGAAACGCACACCGGAGAUGCAGUGUCGGCAAUCGUCAUUGCCGUGGACAUGAUGGAGAAAUACACCAAGGCGCUGAAGUAUGCACGAAAGAUAUAUCUCAUCACUGACGGCACGGGUCCCAUUGAUGGAGAUGACUUUGAAGACAUUACGAAAAAGAUCAACCAGGACGGUAUCGAGCUAAUUGUGCUGGGCGUGGAUUUCGACGACGCGGAAUACGGAUUUAAGGAAGAGGACAAGCCAAGUCUGAAGGCAAAGAAUGAACGCCUUCUCAAGGACCUCGUGUCCAAAUGCAAGGAUGCCCAGCUGGCCACCAUCGCCGAAGCCAUUGACGAGUUGGACACGCCCCGCCUCAAACCCGUGAGGCCCUACAAAUCGUACGACGGCCCGUUGACUCUCGGCGAUGUCAAAGACCCCAAGCAUCCCUCACCCAUGGUCAUCAACGUCGAGCGCUACUUCAAGACGAAACUGGCCAGGCCACCCCCCGCAUCCACCGUGGUGCUGAGGACAGACCCUGGCCCCUCACAGGCCCCCGAAGGGGAGGGCAUGGAGGGCAUAGAGUCAUCGCUGAACUUCGGUGCCAUUCGACAAGCUCGCUCAUACAAAGUCAACGACCCGGAUGCACCCGGUGGGAAGCGAGACGUCGAGUUCGACUCCUUGGCGAAGGGCUACGAAUACGGCAGGACUGCGGUCCAUAUCAGCGAAUCGGAGUGGAACAUGACCAAGAUUGAGACCAACAAAGCGUUCGAGAUUGUUGGUUUCAUCCCGGCCGAUAAAUUUGAACCCUUCCUCAGCAUGGGCGAGAGUUGUAUCACAGUGAGCCGCAAGCACGACGACAAGUCGCAGCUCGCCCUAUCCUCACUCAUCCACGCGCUUUACGAGCUCUCUUCCUACGCUGUCGCGCGCAUUGUCCUGAAGGAUGGGAAGGAGCCGCAACUUAUCCUCCUUGCGCCUGGCAUCGAACCCGACCUGGAGUGCCUCUAUGAUGUCCCCCUCCCUUUUGCUGAAGACGUCCGCAGCUACCAGUUCCCUCCUCUCGAUCGCGUGGUCACAGUCAGCGGCCAAACUCUGACGAAACAUCGCCUGAUACCUGAUGACGAGCUCAAUGAUGCCAUGAGCGACUUUGUCGACGCGAUGGAUCUGGACACUUUUGUGAAGGAUGAAGAUGGAGGAGAACCCACAGAAUAUGCCCCCAUCGACGAAUCCUUUAACCCGGCCAUCCACCGUAUCAACCAGGUCGUCCGCGAUCGCGCCAUCAAGCCGACAGGCGACAUUGAACCCAUCCCACGCGUCCUCCUCCGCUACGCCGAGCCACCAGAAGAUCUCCUCACAAAGGCAAAGGCUGACAUGAAGGCUCUCAUCAAGGCAGCCGAAGUCAAGAAGGUUCCUCCCAAGGCAAAGAACAAGCGCAACCGCGACGCCGCCAAGCCUCUGUCUGGCCUCGACAUCGAUGCACUUCUCGGCUCUCUCCCGAAACGCGCCCGUCUUGUGUCCCGUGACAAUGCCGUUCCCGAAUUCAAGCAGGCCUUGACGAGCGCAACCGACAUUGCUGCAAUUGAGGAGGCGGCAUCCCAGAUGGGCGAGGUCAUUCGUGGCCUCGUCACUGACAGCUUUGGCGAUGCGGAGUACAACCGUGCCAUCGAAGCGCUUGGCGUCAUGCGCACGGAGCUCAUUAACAUGGAGGAGCCUGCAAUGUACAACAAUUUCAUCAAGGACUUCAAGACGAGGUUGCUCGCGGGUGAGUUUGGGGGUGAUCGGAGGGAGAUGUGGUGGCGUGUGCGGACAGGACGACUGGGUCUGAUCGACUCGGCGCAAAGUGAAGUGUCCGAGGUCACGAGCGAACAAGCUACUGAGUUUCUCAAGUCCAAAUAG